Molecule: messenger RNA, 432 nt
Organism: Colletotrichum aenigma
Lineage: Eukaryota; Fungi; Ascomycota; Sordariomycetes; Glomerellales; Glomerellaceae
Exons: 2
Coding region: 1-432 (143 amino acids)
Molecular function (GO): hydrolase activity, hydrolyzing N-glycosyl compounds
Source: RefSeq, a predicted model, not a curated record
AUGUUCCGCACUCCGCUGCUGUGUCUGCUCUCUGCACUCCUCUGGGCACAAGAAAUCAUACCAAUGGUCAGCGCUGAGUCGAUUCAAUGCGGCAAUCCUUCUUCAUUCUCCAAACCGCGCGUCUUCAUCCUCUCCGACAUCCUGAACGAGCCAGAUGACUCCAUGUCAUUGGUUCGCCUGCUUGUGUAUUCAAACCAAAUUGACAUUCGCGGGCUUUGCGCGACAACAUCGUUCUUUUUGAGGAAUACUACCCAUCCCGAAGAGAUGAAGAAGAUCGUCAACGCGUACGGCAUGGUUGUUGGCAACCUCAAUCAACAUGUCUCUGCGGAUUUUCAGUUCAAGAGCUCCGACGAGCUAUUAUCCCUCGUCAAAUCCGGGCCCACGGUUUACGGAAUGGAGGCUUUGAAUUCUACACUCAGCGAAGGCGCAUAA